CCAACUGGACCAACUCUACUCACUCACUGUGCAUUUUGCACUUGCCCAUAUCAGGUCUCCAGCUUACUCGAAUCUCAUCAAUGGCGACUCUGAGGUCAAUCGGAGGGAAAUGCAGAGCUCUAUUGGCGGCAGCAAAUUCCUCCACCACCGCGUCAACGGCCGCUACUGGUGCUGCAAAAAGAUCGAAGCGUCCUUUUUCCGCUGCUUCUAAUAACAAUACUAGAGGUAUUUUGGUCUCUCCCACCCUCAGCGACUUGGUAGGUUCUCCCAAUGCUUCUCGAAUUGAAGCUCUCAACAAGAUUUGGAACUACAUCAAGCUUCACAAUCUUCAGUUUCAGGGAAUAUCCACUUCAAGGAUUUUGCUUGCAGAUGCAACACCAAUCUCUUCCCCUCUGAUCCCAAUAUCAGCAACUAGUAGUGGGACCAAUGAGAGCCAGACUGAAAAUCAGGCUGUAAAACCAAAGCCUGAAAAGGUUCAGGCAAUUCUGAAAGGAAUAAAGCAGAGUCCUAAAAAGGUAAAUUUGGUUGCUGCGUUGAUCCGUGGAAUGCGUGUAGAAGAUGCAUUGUUACAGCUGCAAGUGACUGUGAAGCGGGCCUCAAAAACUGUCUACCAGGUGGUCCACUCUGCUCGUGCAAAUGCUGUUCAUAAUCAUGGAUUAGAUCCAGAUCGUCUCUUAGUUGCCGAAGCUUUUGUUGGCAAAGGAUUUUUUAAGAAAAGACUCAGCUAUCAUGCCAAAAUGAGACAUGGGAUUAUAAUGAAACCAGAGUGCAGGCUGACGGUGGUGGUAAGAGAAUUGACUUCAGACGAGGAAGCUGAAAUAGCGAGACUUAGAGUCCAUAAUUUCAAGAAGCUUUCAAAACGGGAACAUCGGCUGGUCCCUCAUAAGCUCAUUGAGAGUACUCCAGUUUGGGGGAGAAAGAACAAAACUAAUAGUCAGGCAUCAGCUGUCAUGGUUUGAAAUAGUUUAAUUUCUGCAAUUUCCUUCUGUUGUCACUGGAUCAUUGCCCAAUUUCGUUCUUAUCUAAGUUUUAGGGCGCAUACGAUGAAUAUCGUUGUGAUGUCAUCAUGUCAUUUUCCGUUUCUAUUAUGUUAUCUGUAUAUACAUUUUUCCCUAAAGAUUGGUGUUAAAAAUAGAUGACUUAUGAAACAACAAUGUUGGUUGAAUUGGAACCAACUUUAGUUAGAAAAA
Messenger RNA from Spinacia oleracea (spinach), 1190 nucleotides. RefSeq lists its product as uncharacterized. NCBI's taxonomy places the organism in Eukaryota, Viridiplantae, Streptophyta, Magnoliopsida, Caryophyllales, Amaranthaceae. The record is from RefSeq and is a predicted model, not a curated record. The transcript is spliced from 5 exons. Gene Ontology annotation, molecular function: structural constituent of ribosome. Gene Ontology annotation, biological process: translation. Bases 81 to 959 code for a protein of 292 amino acids. Gene Ontology annotation, cellular component: ribosome; mitochondrial large ribosomal subunit.